GUGAGAGAAGUGGUGUGUUGGCAAUGAUUAGAACGAAAUAGUUCCAUAGCCAAAAUAUAUAUUUUUUGACUUUCCGCGUGUAUUUAAGAAUUUGUUUGGGUAUUUGUUAAGUUUGAACAUUUUUUUAAAUCUCUGGUGAAAUAAAAACGUUAUGUUAACGGUAAAAAAAUAUUACGUGCCGAAACCGUGGUCGCGCAUUAAUAAUGUUAAUAGUCACUUGUUUGUUUUCUCUUUCAGCCGCUUUCAGCAGCUCUUUAAGCAGUCUGCAGUCUGUACGCCAUUUUGCAGUGUGUUUUAAUAUAUUACUGACCGUGAAAUAACGUACAGUUUGUGUUUCAGGAUUUUGUGUUAAUAUUGUGUAUUUUAACUUUGUUAUAUUAUUUAUUAUCUACUAUUGUAAUGAUGGAAUUUGUUAUCGUUUUGAUAUUUUGUGUGGUUCUUGUGAUUGCUGUAAUGGUAAUUGGUUCCGGGAUGGGGAAAGCUACUUCGUCGCAGCGUCAGAUGGACAUCAUUAACGUCGCUCAGAACUUAUAUCUUUUAAUUAGGAAAGGCGACUUGAAGAAAUGUGACGUUACGCAGACGACCGCGUUUCUUCUCAACAUCGCAAAGUCAACUGUUCUCAAGUACUACAAGAAAGACAUUGAAGAAGUUUCAACACCAGGAAAAAAGAGGAAAAAAAGGCCACAGGAAGGAAAGUCACUUGACACAGUCGACGAUUUCACAGUAAAUGCAAUCAGGAAUGCAAUUUACAGGAUGUACGCUGAAGGUUUGAAUGUUACAGUCGACACCAUUUUGAAAGAAAUCAGGGAAAGACAAAUAGAUUAUUAUGGUGGAAGAUCAAGUCUUCAUAAAUUGUUAAAGAAGAUGGGAUUUUCAUGGAAAACUGUUGAUGGACGAAAAGCUUUGAUAGAGAAUGAAAACAUAGUAUUGCAGCGAAUAGAUUUCUUGAGAAAGUAUAAAGAAGAAAAAGAAAGAGGUGCCAAUUUCAUAUUUGUUGAUGAAACAUGGAUUUUCCAGAGAGGCAAGGCAUUAAUUUAUUUGAAAAUUUGUUCUGUGGUCCAAUACAAAGUAUUUCAUUUCCAUUUCAUAUAUUUUUCAGGAACUGUAUCAAAGUCAUGGCAGGACAAGAGUCUACAAUCUGCGAAGAGACGUACUGUUGGAGAUGGUAAAAGGUUUAUUGUUGUUAAUGCUGGAGGGCGCACUGGCUUUGUGCCAGGAGCAGGAUUACUUUUUGUUUCAGGUCAGAAGACUGCAGACUACCAUGGCGAGAUGAAUGGGGAAACUUUCUUGAUGUGGUUUGAAGACAUGUUGGUGCAUCUUGAGGAACCCAGUGUCAUCAUAAUGGACAAUGCUUCAUAUCACAGCACCCAGAUGGGCGAGGUGUGUGGAUCACGUGGAGAAGCUAAUUCAAGCAGACUGGGAGAGAGAAGUCCACAUAGACAGCGGCACCAUUCCUCCACUCAUCAUCCACCUCGGCGAGGAUAGUUCAAGUGAAGACAGUGACAGCGAAGAAUUUGAGGUUACGACACAGCAAGUAGAUGGAGACAGUGAAGUACUGGCAGCUCCUCUUGAUGAUUUACCCGGGUGUUCUUAUUGAGGUCUGUAUGUAAUAAACACCUGGGCAACUGUAAGUAUUGGGGUUUGAAACAUUUUUUUUUUCUUUUAUGCAUUCCCAUGAAGUAUGUUGAUUACUGGAACUUUAUGUAUUAACUUUAUAUUACACGUAUUAUGAAAUGAAUAUUAAAUUUCAUUUCUGGAUUCGUAUAGGUGUAUGUGAAACAUUUUAUUUUGUUGUGUGUCUUCAUUUUUCAGUGAACUUACUUGGAAAACAAAAAGCCAGUCCCCAUCCAGGGCCACAAAUAAAUAAUGCAUAUAAGUGGUAUAGAAAUUACUGUCAAUUCUUCACCACAAUUUUACUGUUCAUAAAAUUAUGAUUUUGUCUAAUAAGUAUACUCAGGAAAAUGUAUAUAACCAUAUUUUUAUUUGUGGCCUUAACCGGCAAAAUGGUAGGGGUUUAUUAAAUAAAAGAAGAAAAUUCAUUUUUAAAUGUUUUCAUCUGAAUUUGUUAAUUUUAUUAAACCUUCAAUCCUUAGUCUUUUCCAGAUUGCUUAGAUGGACAGCCAUAUGUAUAAUUUACAAUACUUUUUUUUUCAGAUGCAGAAAACUGUGUUGAACUGUACUAAAUGAUGAUAUUUAUUGCUUACAUAAAUGUUGUAAAUUUA
Bacillus rossius redtenbacheri is the source of this 2222-nucleotide messenger RNA. RefSeq lists its product as uncharacterized. The coding region runs from base 400 to 1485 and encodes 361 amino acids. The record is from RefSeq and is a predicted model, not a curated record. Lineage: Eukaryota; Metazoa; Arthropoda; Insecta; Phasmatodea; Bacillidae. The transcript is spliced from 4 exons. Gene Ontology annotation, molecular function: nucleic acid binding.